CUCAUUCAUUCACUCAUUCAUUCACUCACUCAUUCAUCACAGCCAUCCAUCCCAUCCAUCCCAUCCAUCCAUCCAUUCAUUCAUUCAUUCAUUCAUUCAUUCAUUGAAAUCAUUAAUCAAUUAAAGUAAAGGCAUAAAAAUACAGUUAUAGACUGAACACAGCAAUGGCCUCAUUACAAGCACGCAGUAUGGCCCUGCUGGCCCUUCUCUGCUUCUUCAUACCCUCUGUCCUCGCGCAAGGAGCGCAAGGAAUUGCCGUUGACCCGAACAAUCCUGGUGAGGUUAUCCGUAUCACUGUAAGCGGCACGAUUGUUGCAAUCGUACUGAUGGUCGCUGGUUUCAUCUUUGCUUUCUUCGGCCACAAGUUCUUCAAGAUCACUCUCUUCCUUGCUGGAUUCUACGUCUGCAGCACAUUGGCAUGGAUUGCACUCAAGAAUGCCGAACCUGCUGUUGGAUAUGAGAACGCGCAAUGGAUUUACUUGGGUGUUUCUGGUGCAGCUGGUUUGCUGGGAGGCUGUCUUUUCCUCUGCUUCUGGCGACUGGGCUUUGCUGCUUUGGGCGCUAUCUCCGGAUUCUACUUUGCAAUCUUUGUUCUUUCCUGGGCAUCCUCAGGCGUGAUCUCAAACGGAACGGGUCGCACCAUCUUCAUCAUUGCCUGUGUGAUUGUUGGCAUUGUGCUCACAUUCUUUGUGGAACGUCAUGUGGUGAUCUUGGGUACUGCCUUGGUUGGAUCCGGAUCGUUCUUUGUGGGUCUGGACAACUUCGUACACACUGGGUUCUCAGAUGCAUUCAUCCAGUUCUUGAGCGGAAAGAAGACUGGAUUGAUUGGAGGCGAUGGAUACGUGGUCUCUGGAAAGGUGUAUGGCAUGUUAGCAGGCACAUUGGCUAUGUUUGUCGUCGGCGCAUGCUUCCAAUACUAUAAGCAUCGUGGAUCUUGGGUCCCCAAGACACAUCGUCCACAAUACAAGCCUCAGCCUCAGCAUGAGCAGCCCUAGAAGGAACAACGAAACAAUAGCAAUCAUAGUAAAUACCUCAUUUUCAGCUUUCAUCGAUCAUAUUGUCUUUCCCAUUUCAAUAAUGCUUUUCAAAAAUAAAAAAUAAAAAAUAGCCAAGAAUGGCCACUGUACAGACACA
Lobosporangium transversale is the source of this 1134-nucleotide messenger RNA. RefSeq lists its product as hypothetical. Lineage: Eukaryota; Fungi; Mortierellomycota; Mortierellomycetes; Mortierellales; Mortierellaceae. The record is from RefSeq and is a predicted model, not a curated record. Bases 165 to 995 code for a protein of 276 amino acids. The transcript is spliced from 3 exons. Gene Ontology annotation, cellular component: plasma membrane.